Molecule: messenger RNA, 2760 nt
Organism: Odontomachus brunneus
Lineage: Eukaryota; Metazoa; Arthropoda; Insecta; Hymenoptera; Formicidae
Exons: 3
Coding region: 194-2530 (778 amino acids)
Source: RefSeq, a predicted model, not a curated record
UUUCAGUAACCUGACAACAUUUUCCACACACGCGCACAUAUAUGCGCUCGUAUUUCCCAUUUGUUAAUCUCUGACAAUGUAUGUCGAAAAUACGUCGGAUAUAUUUGCAUCUCACCGAAAUUUAUCUCCGAAUUGGAAUUUCGACCAUUAACGCCGAUGAAAACAAAUAAGCGUUAAUCAUGAAUAACCUCACAUGCAAUUCACAAAGCCCAAAACACAUUCACACGCUCGGAAUAAUUUCCUCUUCUUCGACAUGGCAGAGAGUGGCCGAAACGAAAUUAUUGAUUGUCGAAAAAGUUGUUGCUGGAAAACGGAUCGUAUUAUGUACUGCAUUAUCCUAAAUGCGACCGACGAGUUACUGUCGCAGCUCAAUCACAACUGCAUGUUAAAAAUUCAUACGUUCUUCAACGAUGUAGGCGAUCUAAUGCGUUUCACCGAGUGCAAGAGACAAAGCAAGCAAGUGGAAUUUGUUACAAAAACCACAAAGAGUAUCGAAAUGCUGCGUGAGGUUCGAGGAAAACUUUCUACUCGUGACUCGUCAUCGCAGAUCAGAGGUAAACUAAUUAUCGACAUGAGAGCGCUUGAUAAAAUCACGAGAGAAACAAUGAACGCAAUCACAUUCGCAACGCACUUCGUCGCAGCUCUCAAUCAGAUUCGUUGCACAAGCCUCCCAUACGUCGUGAAGGAUUUCACUCACCCCCGUGUACUUAUUCGAAUAUAUACGGAUAACACCAUCCCGGAGUGCGGUUGCGCCCUGAGAAGCAUUGGCACCGGGACUCAAAGCAAUACCGCGAACCGGGAAUUCAGUUCGGAAACAAGCCUCAAUGCUCCUGAGAAAGCACGCGGAAAGAAACGGCGCGUGGACUUUAUUCCCGAGGAAAUUGCAAAAGUCUCGGACACUUUGACAGCGGAACCGCGUCUCGUUUACGACGCUGUGACCGAGGACACAGUGCUCCACGCACGCAAAUCGGUAAUGCUGAUGGCAGACGGAACGGAAGAGGAAACAUCUAGGGGCAGGGAAUCAUUAAUAUCUCCCGUCAUCGACGCGAAAGAGAAAUCGGAUAUUGCAGCGGCAACAGAUGUUGCGACAGAUGCAUUGCGACGAGAGUUUUCCCCGAUUCGCAGUGCAGAAAUACCACAAGACUCCUCAGCGUUAUCGGAUGAGGCAUUUCAAAUAUCGAGACUCGAUGAGUCGCUCGAUGCAAAUGUCCCAAUGCUUCUGCCUAUAGAAGAAAUGAGAACGCAUGGUGACGUAAUGUCGAUAGAAGAUGUAGAAAAGAAUGAUUCUCUAGAUAUUGCUGCGAUUACGACCGUUAUUACAAGUGAGAAGAAAGAAUCAUCGAAUGAAGUUUCUUUACAGCUGAUGAUAGACAAAGACAUUCCUGUUGUCGAUAAAACAGCUCUUGAUGUCACUGUUAGUUCUACGGUUACGGAUUUGGCGGAGGACUCAACAACCCAACAGCCUGCAUAUCCAGCAGAAGAUACGUUAGAAGAAUCUGUAAGCACCAAAUAUAAAAUGCCACUGUCCGAGAAGACACGAGCAAUCAAGGUAGCCGAGGUCAAACAUUCGCCGACAGGAGAGCCCACACCGCCAGGGCAGAAUAUGUUUCCGGAAUCUGUACAAAUCAAGCACAAAAUACCACGGCGUAGAAAGGCAUGGGCGGCCAAGAAAACUGACGAGGUUGGAACUUCGCCGGUAGGAAAACCCACACAGCUAGCGAAAGAUAUGUUCCAAGAAUCUGUACAAUUCACGUACAGAAUGCCGCGGUUUAAGAAGACACGAACGAUCAAGGAUACCGCGGUCGGAACUUCGCCGGCGGGAGAAGAAUCUACACAGUUAACGAAAGAUACAUUCCAGGAUUCUGCACAAACCAAGUAUAAAGCAUCGCGAUUUAAGAAGACACGCACGAUCAAGGAUAUCGGGAACGAAACUUCGCCGGCGGGAGAGCCUAUGCCGUUAACCAACGACGUGUUGCGGAAGUCUAUACAACCUAUACAACAGACCAUGUACAACGCAGCGCGUCCUAGAAGGAAUCAAAAGACCAAAAGUAUCGAGAGCUGUUCGACAAGGACGUUCGUCUCGUUCGCCUGGCCUAAAACAACCAAGAGGUCGUGCGAUUACCUCGAGAGAUCGACAACGGGAAUCAGACAAGAUUGUCGGCAGCUGAGAAUCCUCCAGCCAAGAUGCUGCGAAAGAUCCAGAUACCACGAUACUUCACGUCCGAGCUUGCAGAACGGAGUUACGCGGAACGCUGCUUCAGAUCACGUUUGUUAUCCUUUCCUGCAAGAUCCGUGUAUGAGCAGAUGCCAUGGUGGUUACUGGUGGUGGGGGGAAACUUGCGACACCACCAGCCACAGGAAAUAUGGUGCGACUGUCGGAAAUUCGUUGCAUGCUCAUGCGUACUGUAACGGCGACACGGGACAUUAUUGCCCGCAUUUAAAUGCUAUUGACAACUGUCGGACUGGAUAUUGUCAUUGGAAUGACGGCCGCUCAGUAUGGAAUAACGACCGGUAUUACGGAAGGAGCUGAUCACAUUACCGAGCAGAUGAAAAUUUAUAUUUCAUGCAUUGCUGGAUGCCCCGGCAUUUUCUGUGAUAUUGAUAUUGACAAUGGCAUUGCGCGACAUUUAACCCGGCCGAGUAAUUCGAGACCAAUUGCCGGGCCGAGCGGUGAUACCAAAAUCACCGCUCGCAGUUUAUCAGGCCCUUUUUUCACCGGGCGCAAAUUAAAAUUGAUAAUAAAUAUCGCUCGUGUAAUAC